AUGGAAUGCACAACCCCCGAAGGCUCAUGGCACGUCGACUACCGCGACACAGCAUUCAUCUACUUCGGCGGCCUGCCCUACGAGCUCACCGAAGGCGACGUCAUCACCAUAUUCUCCCAGUUCGGCGAGCCCGUCUUCCUCAAGCUCGCGCGGGACAAGGAGACCGGAAAAUCCAAAGGCUUCGGCUGGCUCAAGUACGAAGACCAGCGCAGCACAGACCUAGCGGUCGAUAACCUUGGCGGUGCCGACAUCGCCGGACGGAUAAUCAGCGUCGACCACGCGAGGUACAAGCCGCGCGAUGACGAGGACCCGGAGGAAUUCGACGUCAGCUGGCAGGCUAUGAUGCGCAAGGAGGGCAAGGUGGAGGAAGUGGAGGAGAGUGAGGAGGAGGCAAGGCCAAUGUUGCAGGAGGAGAGGGAGUUGGCGAUUUUGAUGAGGGACCAUGAUGACGAUGAUCCUAUGAAGGGGUUUUUGGUGGAUGAGAAAAAGAAGGAGGUUGAGGAGGCGAGGAGGAGGGCGGAGAAGAAGAGCAGGCAUGAUAAGCAUAGGCAUAGACAUAGGGAGGGUGGUGAGGAUGAGAGGCGAGAUAGGCGGCAUAGAGAAAAGGAUAGGGAUAGGGAGUCGCGGAGGCAUAGGGAUGGAUCGCGGGAUCGCGAGCGGAGAAGUCAUAGGGAUCGCGAUGAUGACGACCGAGACAGACGGAGGGAAAGGAGGGGUGAUGAUGAUUAUAAAGAGUCACGGAAGGAUGGGGACUAUGAUCGGAAAAGACGGCAUCGGGAUAGAUCCCAAGAAUCAAGACACAAAAGCAGGAGGGAUGAUGACAGAAGACGGCGGCGGAGUAGGAGUCGCUCGCCACGACAUGACGAAAAGUAA
Messenger RNA from Pochonia chlamydosporia 170, 873 nucleotides. Its product is annotated as U2 snRNP component IST3. The record is from RefSeq and is a predicted model, not a curated record. Gene Ontology annotation, cellular component: catalytic step 2 spliceosome; U2 snRNP; precatalytic spliceosome. Gene Ontology annotation, molecular function: RNA binding. The transcript has 2 exons. Lineage: Eukaryota; Fungi; Ascomycota; Sordariomycetes; Hypocreales; Clavicipitaceae. Gene Ontology annotation, biological process: mRNA splicing, via spliceosome. Bases 1 to 873 code for a protein of 290 amino acids.